CGUCCUCACAGGAAGGAAGUGGCUCUGCAAAGUACCAACAUAAAAAGCGGAAAACCUGGGAAAAUCCGCACGGUCAAAAGUAUAAAAACGUCGCCGACACCUCCAAACGGAAGGAUAAAACAUGUGGAUGCCAAGUGAGGGACGAUUUAGAAAACCACCGAAUAAACCAUCGGUCAUACAGUCGAAUCAUGAAGGAGAUAAACCACCCAGAGUUACGCUGGCGGAAAACUUCCGAGAAUACUGUUUGAACACUACAAUUCAUGGAUUUAAAUACAUUGGAACCAUCGGUUUAUCUUCUUUUGAACGGGUUUUCUUCACAAUAUCCUUCAUUUCAGUCUCGAUUCUAUCAAUCUAUUUCAUUUCUAAUGUCUACCAUAAAUGGCAAUCGACACCGAUUAUCAUGGGUAUAAAUCCUGUAGCGACCCAUAUCCGAGAUAUUCCUUUCCCGGCGGUCACGAUCUGUAAUAUGAACCAAGUGCGUCGAACCGCUGCCGAAAUGAUCAAUACGGAUAGCGUCGAAUACAUGGUCCUGGAUAGCAUUUGCUCUUUGGAUAGCGAUGACAACCACACCAACUACGAGGGGAAGUGGUCCGUGGUAGAAAAUUUGCUUCUGAGUGCCACACAGCCGUGCCAUCAGAUGAUACUAGCAUGUCGUUAUGCAAAAACCAUCCAACGGUGUAGCCACAUGUUUCAGCCGGUGCUGACCGAUGAGGGUCUGUGCUGUACCUUCAACAACUUGGAUCCUUCAUUCAUGUUACAACAUGAUGAUAUCACAAAAUACCAAGAUAAUGAUCCAACCAAUCCGUUCCAACCGAUCGAAUGGACUCCGGAAGGAGGUUUCGUUGGAGUCAAAACUAACCAAACGUUUCCCAGAGCAAUCGCAGGAACCGGAGCUCACAUGGGUCUGACCGUUGUGUUGGAUGCCAACGUAAAUGAUUACUUCUGUUCAUCAACCAGUUCUCAAGGAUUCAAAAUGCUGUUGCAUAAUCCUACGGAAACACCCAAAAUGGCCGAAUACUCCCAAUACAUCAAUGUGGGCACCGAAAACCGAGUCAUCGUUUACCCCAAACUGAGCGAUGCGUCCUAUCUCAUCCGCAAGGUAGCCCAAUCUCAACGGCAGUGCGUCUUUGCUAACGAAGCUAACCUUUCCUACUACCGGACGUAUUCGAGGAACAACUGCGAAAUGGAAUGUGAAGCCCGAUUGGUUCAGGAAAACUGUGGCUGCGUGCUUUACUACAUGCCGAAACUCCAAGAAGAUACCAAGAUCUGCAAUAAGGCAGACGCGCCUUGCUAUGAGGAAAUCAAAUCGUUUCUUGCGUUCAGAUCGAAUACCAGUCGCCUUUGCAACUGUUUGCCAGGAUGUUUUGAAAUAAGUUAUACUACCGUUAUUUCGACUGCCGAGCUAUGUAUUGGCAACUUCAAAGUACGCGAAAAGUUGCUAUCGCACAACAAUUCGUAUGCUCGGAAAAAUAUUGCGCUGGUCUACAUUUUCUUUUCUGAAACUUAUUUCAGAAGCCUAAUUAAGGGUGAAUUGGUAGGCUUCACAGAUUUUCUGUCCAACGUAGGCGGAUUGCUUGGUUUGUUCAUGGGCUUCUCGCUGAUUUCCCUCGCAGAAGUGAUAUAUUUCAUCACACUAAGGCCACUGUUUGCUAAUCGAAGAGAAGCCGAAAAACAGCUUGCUCGAGCACGAAAGCUCAACCAGUUCCACGGUUCUGCUUUUACCCAGAAAUCGCAGCGCCACGUGCAUUUCUCAAACGACAUCGGUCAUGUGCAGUAUCUGUCAAGUAAAAUCAAGAGAUUCUUCUGUGCAUUAAUACAACAACCAUCUAUUUGGCUUUUGAAUAUUUUUCGAACUCGUUUGUUCAACAGUAACAGAAAUUCAACCUUUCCAUUUUAUGAAUAAAGUCGGGUGCUCAAACAAACACAGGAUGAUUGAUUCGCAAAUAAUAACAUAG
This is a messenger RNA of Malaya genurostris, 1955 nucleotides long. RefSeq names its product pickpocket protein 28 (gene ppk12). Gene Ontology annotation, molecular function: ligand-gated sodium channel activity. The record is from RefSeq and is a predicted model, not a curated record. Gene Ontology annotation, biological process: sodium ion transmembrane transport. The transcript has 7 exons. Gene Ontology annotation, cellular component: membrane. NCBI's taxonomy places the organism in Eukaryota, Metazoa, Arthropoda, Insecta, Diptera, Culicidae. Bases 122 to 1903 code for a protein of 593 amino acids.